GGCGGGGCGGGGGCCGCCGGCCUGGGGACGCGGCGCGGAGCAUGGAGCCGCGCGCCGGCUGCCGGCUGCCCGUGCGGGUGGAGCAGGUCGUCAACGGCGCGCUGGUGGUCACCGUGAGCUGCGGCGAGCGCAGCUUCGCCGGGAUCCUGCUGGACUGCACGAAAAAGUCCGGCCUCUUUGCCCUGCCCCCGUCCGCUCCGCUGCCCCAGGGUGACGACCCCGCCGCGGCCAGGAGCUGCUAUGGCCGGGGCCCCGAGGACGGGGACGGAGAGGUGAUGCAGCUGGGGCCCGGCUCCCCGCCUCCCCCCCGCCGGGACCAGCACCAGGACAGCGCCGGCCCCGAGCCGCCCCCGCCCCUCGUGCCGCCGCUGCCCGCCGGCAGCCUGGGCCCGUACCCGCCGUACUUUGAAGGCGCCCCCUUCCCUCACCCGCUCUGGCUGCGGAACACGUACAAGCAGUGGGUGCCCCAGCCGCCACCCAGGACCAUCAAGAGGACCCGGCGGCGUCUGUCCCGCAACCCGGGGCGGCUCAUCCUGAGCACCAUCCGCCUGCGGCCGCGCCGGGUGCUCUGCGAGAAGUGCAAGCGCACCCUGAGCCCCCCGGAGGCCACGGCGGCCACUCCCGGCCCCCCGGCCGCCCCCAGGGCCCGCAGGCGGCUGGGCAGCGGCCCGGACAGGGAGCACCGUGAGCCCCAGGAGCCCGAGGAGGAAGGUGACCCCGUGGCCGCUGCCGCCACGAGGAGGAGCAAGCGGGAGCGGCGGGCGGAGGACAGGGCGCGGGCGGAGCAGGUGCAGCGCAGCCCGGUCAUCAGGAUCUCCUACAGCACGCCGCAGGGCAAGGGCGAGGUGGUCCAGAUCCCCUCCCGCGUGCACGGCUCCCUGGAGCCCUUCCGCCCCCCGCAGGCCCCUCACGACAGCGGCCCAGAGCCCGAGGCGCUGAGGGACCCCGAGCCCAGGGACAGGCCACCGGGCGGGCCCUCGGCCUCCGUGCCCAAGCUGAAGCUGACGCGUCCGGUGCCUCCCGGCUCAGACCUGCCACCUCCCAAGAUCCGCCUGAAGCCCCACCGCCCGGGGGACAGCGAGCGCCAGCCCCUGUACCGCGCGGAGCUGGUGGAGGAGCUGAACGGCUGCCGGCCCGGCCCUGCCCGCGGCCUGGCGGACUCGUCCUCCGGGAGUUCCGGGGAGGAUGAGGACUUCGAGAGGUGUCCCCAAGGCCAGCAGGGCCGGGGCGGCGUGGCUUUCCUCGUCGGCUGCCCCGAGGGGCGCACGGGCUGCGCCAGCGAGUCGGGGUGCAGCAGCGACAGCCUGGACGAGGCCAAGUCGUCCAGCUCGGAAGUGACGUCGCCAGACACGGGUGACCUCUCGCCCGGCAGCGGGGCGUCCGUGCCGUCCUCGUCCGGAGAGGCUUUGCAGACGGUGCCGCCCCUCACGGUGCGGCUGCACACGCAGAGCGUCUCCCAGUGCGUCACGGAGGACGGGAGGACCUUGGCCGUGGGGGACAUCGUGUGGGGUAAGAUCCGUGGUUUCCCUUGGUGGCCAGCACGUGUCCUUGACAUCAGCCUCGGCCAGAAGGAGGACGGAGAGCCCUCUUGGCAGGAAGCGCAAGUCUCGUGGUUUGGUUCUCCAACUACAUCGUUCUUGUCCAUCUCCAAACUCUCCCCUUUCUCUGAAUUUUUCAAACUGCGGUUUAACCGUAAGAAGAAAGGGAUGUAUCGGAAAGCUAUAACCGAGGCCGCCAACGCCGCACGACACGUGGCCCCAGAGAUCAGGGAGCUCUUAACCCAGUUUGAGACGUAACCUUGGUUCUCCGAGCAGGUCGCUGACGAUGAGGGCAUAGCUGUUGUCCGGGAGCCUCUGACCUCCGUCUGAGGGACCCCCGUGCCCUGUGGCCGGCUGCGUGCAGAACACGCCAGACGCGGUGGGCAGCCGGCGCGAGGCCACCAGAGGAGCAGGUGUCCAGGGAGGGCCCGAGCACGGCUGCUCCUCUCGAGGAAUGUGUUUAUUCCCGUGACUCAGACCUCAGCUUUCCGGGUUUGGGAAGUGGCUGGAACUCAGUGCCGAGCCUGCUGCUGCUGCUUCGAGGCUGGGCGCACGGUGGCCCUAGGCUGGGUGGCCCUGGGGAGGGACAGGGCCACCACCCAGCCUCGGCGGGCUGCUGGCGGCGGCUGUGCCCGGGCUGGAGCCACCUGCAGGCUUUAGGAAAACCAAAUUGCACAUGUGGGGUCCUCCCAAGCCCCGGGGCGAGGGGUCUCUGUACACUUGAGCGUGGGGCGGCCCACCCACAUCUCCCCCCAGGCUCCCAGCACGGCCCACAGGGCCACCUUGUCCCCAAGAUGCUGCUACAAGUGACCGGUUGUGUGUGGAGGAUGAGGGGCUUGUCACUCUGAAAUCAGGCUUGAACAUUAAAAGGAAAACAAACUUGC
This is a messenger RNA of Lemur catta (Ring-tailed lemur), 2422 nucleotides long. RefSeq names its product PWWP domain containing 2B (gene PWWP2B). The transcript has 3 exons. Gene Ontology annotation, cellular component: nucleus; nucleoplasm. The record is from RefSeq and is a predicted model, not a curated record. Bases 42 to 1796 code for a protein of 584 amino acids. Lineage: Eukaryota; Metazoa; Chordata; Mammalia; Primates; Lemuridae.